This is a messenger RNA of Thrips palmi, 3081 nucleotides long. It is a transcript of the gene Corin, whose product is annotated as atrial natriuretic peptide-converting enzyme. Gene Ontology annotation, cellular component: membrane. Gene Ontology annotation, biological process: proteolysis. Gene Ontology annotation, molecular function: protein binding; serine-type endopeptidase activity. The record is from RefSeq and is a predicted model, not a curated record. Lineage: Eukaryota; Metazoa; Arthropoda; Insecta; Thysanoptera; Thripidae. The transcript is spliced from 18 exons. The annotation marks the transcript as partial.
CCCACGGGGCCCACCCAGACCGGGCCCCCCGUGCCCGCUCUGGUACCGCCAGUGCAGGAACAUCGGCGGCGGUCCAGCGGCGCGCUGGGGCUCUUGGGCGCCCUCAACGAGAACAACCUCCACGCCACGCCCAGACCAAACCGCGCGGCGAGCGUGGGGCUCCCCGACCAGAAGCAGACCGCGUUCAUGGAGCUGCUCGCCAAGACCACCUCCCUGGCGCCGCCCGCCGCCUCGACGCUGCUGCAGCGGCGCCACUCGGCCCACUGCGCCUCCACCAGCAGCAACGCCGGGCUCAGCCUGAGCCCCGGCACGCCAGCGGGCCCCCCUCCGCCGGUCCCCGUGCGCACCAAGCCGGGCCCUCCGCCGCCCAUCUGCCAGCUGCUGAACAACAUACCGUCCCGGUCCAUGUCGAUGGGACCGCCCGCCCUGCCGCCGCCCCCGGGCCACGGCCACCGCCCCGCCCCCAACGCGCAGCGGCGGUCCUCGCACGGCGCUCCCGGCGCCGCCCCCCUCGCCGCGCCGCUGCCCCUGGUGUCUGCCUUCAGCGCUCUUACGGAGAUCCGAUGCCAGCCCGCCAGCAGCAACACCUUGGCGGCCGCGGCGGCCCCGGACCCCGCCGCGCUGUGGGGGCAGCGCCGGGCCAACGAGGACGAGGUGGACGAGGCCGGACAGAAGGUGCAGCUGCGCCAGGACUCGUCGGUGUCCUCCGACUCGUACAGCCAGACGUCGUCGCCGAGCUACACCAGCAAGACCAUGGAGACGCCCCUGCUGCCACACCACAAGGCCAAGAAGAAGUCGUCCGUAUCCGGGUACGGCGCGGGCCGGCCCCUCACCCGCAGCGCUGGCGUGGUGGGCUCGGAGGACUCGUGCACCGACUCGGCCAUCGGCUCCGCGUCGACGGGCGACCGGUCCGGCUCCACCUCCGCCAUCACCAAGAGCAACUCCACCCCCGCCUCGCUGCAGGCUGUGGUGCGGCUGAGCGCGUGCGGCUCCAACAUGUCGCUGCACCACAAGAUCAUCCGAGACCACAUUCGCCGGCCGUCGGUGCUGCGGCCCAGAAACAUCAAGUUCAACAAGUUCCAGGCCAUGCAGCUCGUGUUCAACGCCAUCGCCCUGAUCGCCAUCGCGCUCGGACUCACGGCCUACUUCCGUGCGAACCCCUCCGUCAAGUACAUUAACACGGAGGUGGGCAACCCACUGCCCGGCGUGUGCAUGCCCGUGAUCGUCACCUUCUGCCUGAACCACCGCAUCCCCUACAACUACACCAUGGUGCCCAGCUACGUCGGCCACAUGUCGCAGACGGACGCGCAACAGGACAUCCAGUUCUACGACGCGCUGGUGGACGUGCACUGCUACGAGCUGUCCGCGCUGUUCCUGUGCACCAUCUUCGCGCCCAAGUGCGGCGCGGGCGGCAAGCAGGUCAAGCCGUGCCGCAGCCUGUGCAAGGAGAUGAUGCGCCGCUGCGAGUUCUUCCUGGAGGUGUUCGGCCUCCACUUCGAGCAGCUCGUCCGCUGCGAGAACUUCCCGGCGUACGGCGGCGAGGGCUACGGCUCCGAGGUGGAGGAGUGCGUCGGCCACCACGAGUACCUGGAGGCGGAGCAGCGCGCCGAGGCGCCAGCUUGCGUGGACGGCUUCCUCUGCGACCGGACGCGCUGCGUGCCCAAGGACUUCCGGUGCGACGGCCACCAGGACUGCGUGGACGAGUCCGACGAGCGGGGCUGCGACUGCCCAGCAGGGAUGGUUCACUGUGGAGACCAGAAGUGCAUCACGCACGAGCACAUCUGCAACGGGCUGGUAGAGUGUCCUUACGGCCAGGACGAGCGCAACUGCAUGCGGCUGUCCGACUCCAUGGGGGACGUGGGCUCCGGCAACCUGGAGGUGUUCCACCCCGCGACCAAGGAGUGGAAGCCGGCCUGCGUGGAGGACAACUGGCAGGACGGCCCCUCCACGGAGCACAUCUGCGACCUCAUGGGCUACAACAACGCCAACUCCAGCCAGCUGUCGCUGGGCAUGGCCGGCGUGAUGCCACCCGCCAUGAACCGCGGCACCAUCCCCGUGCACAAGACGUCGCGCUCCGAGCUGUACGCGCAUCUCCGGAACUGCUCGGCGCACACGCCGUCCGUCAACCUGUCCUGCUACAACUACAAGUGUGGGCGGCGCCGCCAGCAGCGCUCGGCACGCAUCAUCGGAGGGUCACCCUCGCGGGUCGGGGAUUGGCCCUUCCUCGCAGCGCUGCUCGGCGGCCCAGAGAAGGUCUUCUACUGCGCCGGCGUGCUCAUCAGCGACCAGUGGCUGCUCACCGCGUCCCACUGCGUCGGCAACCUCAGCACCAACAACUACAGUGGCUGGACCAUUCAGCUGGGGAUGACGCGCAGGAACUCGCACUCCUUCUUUGGGCAGACCAUCAAGGUAAAGACGGUGCUGCAGCACCCCGACUACAACAUGGCGCACGACAACGACGUCGCCCUGUUCCAGCUGAAGGAGAAAGUCAAGUUCAACGAGCACCUGCUGCCCGUGUGCCUGCCCCCCGCGGACUACAACCUCAAGCCGGGCACCAACUGCACCGUCAUUGGCUGGGGCAAGAAGGAGAACAAUGUGUCGUCGUACGAGACCACGGUCAACGAGGCCAUCGUGCCCAUCCUGAACCGGUCGCUGUGCAACAGCUGGCUGUCCGAGCAGAGCCUCAAGGUGACGGAGGGCAUGAUCUGCGCCGGCUACGAGAUCGGGGGCACCGACGCUUGCCAGGGCGACUCUGGCGGCCCGCUGCUGUGCCCCGACGAGAAGGACCCCGGGCGCUGGAUCGUGGUGGGCAUCGUGAGCUGGGGCAUCAAGUGUGCGCACCCCCGCCUGCCCGGCGUGUACGCCUACGUGCCCAAGUACGUCCAGUGGAUCCAGCACAAGAUGCGCGAAGACACCGACGCGACGCUGGACUGAAGACUUCCAGCCGACGCUCGCUCGCGCCAACUUCGCGGCGUUCACGCGUUCUUAUUUCUCAAGGGGCGACGAAUUCGUUUUGUAAUUUUCAUUUGAGAUUGGGUGGAAUUUACUGGCAGGCGGGCAUCCGCUGGUGGUGCCUGUUGC